Choloepus didactylus (southern two-toed sloth) is the source of this 5022-nucleotide messenger RNA. It is a transcript of the gene DCDC2, whose product is annotated as doublecortin domain containing 2. The record is from RefSeq and is a predicted model, not a curated record. Lineage: Eukaryota; Metazoa; Chordata; Mammalia; Pilosa; Megalonychidae. Gene Ontology annotation, biological process: cilium assembly; dendrite morphogenesis; intracellular signal transduction. The transcript is spliced from 11 exons. Gene Ontology annotation, cellular component: kinocilium; microtubule; microtubule organizing center. Bases 308 to 1741 code for a protein of 477 amino acids.
UGGGAGCACGCGGGAGCUUGAGGGGUGAGGGGUCAGGAAGCAAGAGAGAAAAGAAAACUAAGUCCUUUGUCAAGAGUUGGCUUUCAUCGUAGUUACCAUUCACGUCCCCCAACCCCCACUUCUCUCCCUUCUCCCCGAACUCAGGUUAAAGCCCCUCGCGUGGCUCUUGCUCUGGGACGUACACCUGGAUUCUGCGGGUAGCAUGUGAAGCAGGAGUCGUCCACGCGCUGUGUGUGCCGAGAGGCCGCUGGGGCAGCGGAGGUGCCUGCCCCUGAGAAGCGAGUCGGGGCGGCGUCCCGCGGGGAAGAUGAGCGGCUCCAGCGCCAGGUCCAGCCACCUGUCGCAGCCGGUCGUGAAGAGCGUGCUGGUGUACCGCAACGGGGACCCCUUCUUCGCGGGGCGCCGCGUCGUCAUCCACGAGAAGAAGGUGUCCAGCUUUGACGUCUUCCUGAAGGAGGUGACAGGCGGCGUUCAGGCGCCCUUUGGGGCGGUCAGGAACAUCUACACCCCGCGGACCGGCCACCGCAUCCGAAAGCUAGACCAGAUCCAGAGCGGGGGCAACUACGUGGCUGGGGGCCAGGAAGCCUUCAAGAAACUCAAUUACUUGGACAUAGGAGAAACCAAGAAAAGACCAAUGGAACUUGUUAAUUCAGAGGUAAAACCAGUAAUCCACAGCAGGAUCAAUGUGUCAGCUCGCUUUAAAAAAUCACUCCAGGAACCUUGCACUAUCUUUUUGAUUGCAAAUGGAGACCUCAUAAGCCCAGCUUCCCGCCUCCUCAUCCCAAGAAAAGCCCUGAAUCAGUGGGAUCAUGUACUACAAAUGAUUACGGAAAAAAUAACUCUAAGGACUGGGGCUGUCCAUAGACUUUAUACUUUAGAAGGAAAACUUGUUGAAAGUGGGGCAGAGUUGGAGAAUGGGCAGUUUUAUGUGGCUGUCGGCAGAGAUAAGUUUAAGAAAUUGCCUUACAGUGAAUUACUUUUUGACAAGUCAACAGUGAGAAGACCUUUUGGUCAGAAAGCCUCUUCACUACCUCCUAUCGUAGGAUCCAGAAAGUCUAAAGGGAGUGGAAAUGAUCGUCAAUCUAAGUCAACAAUCGGAUCCAGUGACAAUUCAUCUCCCCAGCCCCCAAAGAGAAAAGGGAAAAAAGAUGUGAAUUCAGAAAAACCCACAAAAGUGAAACAAAAUACUGUAAAGUUAAAGAAUUCACCACAAACAGUUCCAAACAGUGAUGAAGGCAUUUUCAAAGCUGGAGCAGAGCGGUCUGAAACGCGGGGGGCAGCAGACGUCCAAGAAGAUGAAGAUACUCAGGUUGAGAUUCCAGUUGAUCAGAGGCCAGCAGAAAUAGUAGAUGAGGAAGAAGAUGGAGGGAAAGAAAACAAGGAUGCAGAACAGAAAGAAGACUUUUCAGGAAUGAAUGGUGAAGUUGAAGAUGAAGGAGGUAGUGGGGCUGCAGAAGAGGACGCUGUGCAAGCUGAGGAGAUCCUGGGUGACAGGGAGGAGCAGGCAGGUCCUGCUCGUGGAAGUGGAGGCACCAAUGAAGAAAAUGGUGAGGAACUAGACCAGGUUAAUAAUGAGCCUCAACCAGAAGUGGAUGAAGAAACAACGUCUCAAGGGGCUGACAAUGAACAAGAUGAGGCUGAAUUAGACCCUCAAAGACCACCAAGACCAGAAGUAAAAGUCACUAGUCCACAAGAAAAUGAUAACAACGAACAAAACAAGGACUAUGCUGUCGUGUCAUAGAUGAUUUUUAAAAAAAGAGAAUAUAUGGCUUCUAAGAAAAAUGAAGGGUUAUAAUACUUGAAUAUUAAGCAUAGCCAUUGCUAAACAUAAUUUGACAAUAUGGUUGAACAUUACCUUCUGAAUUGUAAAAUUCAAGGCUGAAUGGAAAGACUAGAUAAUCUUUGAUAGCUACUAGUAAAAAGCUCAAUUUUGUGGGGUGUGUUUUUAAAAGUCAUUUAGAAGAAUUAAAUAAGACGGACUGUGCAGAAUUUGCAGUGGAAGAAAAUUACCCACUUGUCUUUGUAAAGGAUGAAAAAGAAUAGGAUCACUCCUAUUGUAUACUUUCUUAAAUUUAGACAUCAGAUUAUUAGAUGACAGUUUAUUUUAAAGCACUUAUCUAAGAAGGCAUAGAAUUUUAAAGAAAUGGUAAUAGGAAAGCAUGUAAUAUUUUCUUAAGCAAUAAACUCUUAACAAACAAAUUGAAAUUUAGUUUCAGACAUAAUUUGGAGGUGGCAACAGAGUGAAAUGCUUCCACUACUUGUUGACAUUCCUUGCUUUCUUGCUCCUUAGCCAAAAUCCACCUUAAGCACACUAAAGAGACAGUUGCAAGGUAUUCAUUUUGGAAGGGAGGAAGCAUUCUGUCAGAGUCUUAGUAGUUAAUAUUGUCAUGUCCUGCUGUUUAGUGCUUUCAGUUUUAAUUAUUAUGGCUUUUAAUGGCACACUCAGGAAAGAAUUAUAAAGGAACACCAGAUUACAUUACGCAACCUGGCUGGAUGGUUUGUAAAUGUUGGUAUCCUAUGGAUUCUCACUGAUCAGUCUGCCUUUACCAAUAGUAUCCUUCUCUUCUCCCUCAUGUUAUUAUAUUAGAAAACUCAAUUUUAGUUGAUCCAAAAAUUGAAUUCUGUUCAAAUUUUUUACAGGAAACAAAAGACAAUGUAAUAGAAAAAAAGUAGGUUAUAAGAAGAGUUUGUCACUGCUCAAUUUCACUUGCUUUCUGCUUUAUUUCUCUUAGGUCUGCCUUGUCAUAGUUUUGGCCCUAGGAGUAUCAGCAAAUAUUUAUUUUCAUGGCUUGUAUGUUUAAAACUUCAAGCAGACUCCUUUCUAUAUAAUUAGAAGUCAUCUGAUAGAAAUUAUUGGAAAAAGUUUAAGACUUGUCAUCACAAAACCAGUUCCUGAUUACACAUUUUGUGGGCUGAUUACAUUUAGGCACAAUUGCCUUGUUAAAUGUAUAUAGGGAAAAUAUAAUCCAAUUAAUUUUUUGAAUUAACAGAUGACCCAUUCUUCCUUAGAGAAAUAAUGUAUUUUCUCAUAUUAAAGAAUAUUUUUGUUAAUCAUGUAGAGGUUGUAGUUUUGAAAUUUAACUUCUAGUGCUUUCAUAAGAUUCAUUAUUAAUCAUAAGUUUAAAACCUUUUCCCUCACCAGGUUUUAUAACCAACCUUUGGAAUCAAAGUAGUUGGUAGUUAUGUAAGAACUUAAUAAUACUACAGAAAACAGAUAUAUUUUCCCUAGAGGCUAUUUUAGUAUUUACCACAAAUAGGAAGUAUAAGCAUAAACUAUAAUGUAACAGUAUUGGAAAGAGAUAAUGCUAUAAGGCUAUAUUAAUCUGGGAGCAUGAACUGUAAAUGGGUUACUAUAUUUCUAGUAAAUAAAUAUAGAUUGUGUUUUCUACUUGUAGGCUUACUUUUUCAUGGAACAAUAUAAAGCAUGAUAUAAAGCACUUGUGAACCACAAGCAACAAUCUUUUAUUCUAAUAAUGCUAAAGCCCCACAACAUUACUGGACUUGAGGUUAAUAUUUUUGAAGGUUUAUAAAAAUGAGGGAUUAAAUAUAAGAAAUUAUAACAAAUUAUCAAGGUGAUUCUCUUUAAGAGUUUCUCUCUCUUCUUUAAGUAACAUAUUCUCUCUUUUUUCCUCCUAUCUCUUUCUUCAUUAUAUUAAAAGUUUAGAUUUUAGGGAACUCUUUAAAAAAAGAAUCAUUUCAAUGAAGCAUAAAACUGAUAUUUUACAUCAAAAUAAGUUAGUUCAUAAUUCAAAUAUGCUUCAAUAAAGUAAUAGACCACAGGAACUACAGCCCAAAGUUGAAAAUGGGGACACAUUUUUCUCUUCUAUGUGCAUAUUUCACAACCUAUCAACAAAAUAUAAUUGUGACCUACCUUGAAGGAAUGAAUAACAACUAAUCUAAUUAAAACACUUUGCAAAUAUAUAUUGCUUUUAAAAUAUGUCAUCUGGCCACGUGAGAAAUCAUUCACAGAGAACUAAAAUUGUGGACACCAUUUUGGAGAUGACAUAAAUGUUGAAAGUUAAUGUGGAAGUUUUCUCCUUGGGGUGAUGUCCCCUGUGAUAGACUAGCUCCACAAAUUAAAUGAGAUUUAUGGACAGAUUGGGGGACCAUUUAUGUGAGUGGACCGAAGAGAUCUUGGAUAGGUUUCAUGUAUUGUUUUAUAUAGAGAAAGUGCUGUAAAAAUUCAUGGUAGCUUUUAUAUAAUAACCAAUAAAGUGCUUUAAAAUGUUAGUUCUUUGUGAUGCUGUGUACAUAGAUAUCACAGGUUUAAUUUUUUGGAACUAUUUUCUUAAACUUAAUUGGAUUUUAAGACACUUGGAAACAAUUGGUUUGUUAGUGGAAUUGGACCAUUAGGCAUUUUGCAGAACAAAUAAAGAUGAUUAUAACCAAAUUUAUUUUAAUUCUAAAGAUAUUUCACCAGGUUUUUCUUCUGUUAGUAUAGCUUCUGCUUGCCCUUGGACUUCCAGGUUAUAAAAUAGGGUACCACGGCCAAAAGAUGAUGUUUUGUUUAUUCUUGUUCUCUAUGACCAUAGGAUGACUUUUUAUUUAUUACGGUUUUUUUUGUUUUGUUUUUUUUUUAAUGCUUUUGGGGGCAAUCUUGGUAUAGUAGACAUAUGAAAAGAGAUGAUACCAUCAUGCAUCCUGUUUUAUUCCAAAAGUUUUAGUUCCUGUUGUGGGUCUGUAGAGACAAUGAUUCAAUAUAAAUAUGAGUUGGAGUCAGUCAAAUAUCUCUGUAAGCUCAAGAAUGUGAAUCUGUACUAGUAUGUAAUCAUUCAUGUGAACAUUUCCAGUUUAUAGGUCUAAAACCAACAUCCACAAAAUUUAUGUUCAAGCGACCUGCCUUAUACACAAAGGGUGAAGUUCACUUGUUAGCUGACUUUCCUAAAGAAUUAGCUCGACUCUUUUUCUUUCUCAGUGAGUAGCAAAACCAAAGUAAAAAAAAAAAACAACAACAGUAGAUUAAUUGUUAAACAGAAAGCAUUGCACCUGAACUGUUGCCAAUCUUAACAAAAAUGUAAUAUA